Messenger RNA from Corticium candelabrum, 858 nucleotides. Its product is annotated as calcyphosin-like protein. The record is from RefSeq and is a predicted model, not a curated record. Gene Ontology annotation, molecular function: calcium ion binding. The transcript has 6 exons. The coding region runs from base 31 to 660 and encodes 209 amino acids. Lineage: Eukaryota; Metazoa; Porifera; Homoscleromorpha; Homosclerophorida; Plakinidae.
ACAAUUUACUUACUUACACAGCACUUCCUCAUGGCUGCUACUCACAGACAUGAACGUGAAUUGAAAAUGAAGUGCCGUAAAGCUGCUGCAACUACUACGUCACCAGUUGAACUGCUGAGGCUUCGUUGCCUUGAAAGAGGUUCCAGCGGGAUUAAAGGGCUUGGAAGGGUGUUUAGGAUUAUGGACGAUGACGGCAACAAGAAGCUAGAUUACAAUGAGUUUCAGAAAGGAAUUUUUGAUUAUGGUCUCAACUUGGAACCAGAGGAGGUUCGUGCCAUGUUCAAUCAAUUUGACUCUGAUAAAAGUGGCACUCUUGAUUUUGAUGAAUUUCUCAAGGCACUCAGGCCGCCAAUGAGCAAGGCAAGGAAAGAUCUGAUUAUUAGAGCAUUUCACAAGUUGGACAGAUCAGGAGAUGGUGUAGUGACAAUAGAAGACUUGAAGGGAGUUUAUGAUGCUUCUAAACAUGCAAAGUAUAAGAAUGGUGAAUGGACAGAAGAGCAAGUGUUCAGAUCAUUUUUGGACAGUUUCGAUACUCCUAAUGAAGCUGACGGAAAGGUGACGAGAGAAGAGUUCACGAACUACUAUAGCGGAGUCAGUGCUUCCAUUGACAGUGACGCCUACUUUGAUUUAAUGAUGAGAUCAGCAUGGAAACUGACAUAACCAUACUCUCUUGCCAAAUACUACGGAAAUUUUUAAUUGAAAUUGUGCCACUGCUAUAGCCACUGCCUGGCACUUUCAUCAGCUUCUACUGCACUUGUAGAAAAAAUCUUGUACAGGAAGCUUACCUUGGAAACUAUUGUAGACUUAGUAACUCACAAGAAACCUUUUUUAUUGUAAUAAACUUUUCACUUCAGUUUA